Bacillus rossius redtenbacheri is the source of this 1998-nucleotide messenger RNA. RefSeq names its product palmitoyltransferase ZDHHC3. The transcript is spliced from 6 exons. The record is from RefSeq and is a predicted model, not a curated record. The coding region runs from base 334 to 1194 and encodes 286 amino acids. Lineage: Eukaryota; Metazoa; Arthropoda; Insecta; Phasmatodea; Bacillidae. Gene Ontology annotation, molecular function: palmitoyltransferase activity.
ACAGACAUAAAAAGAGACAAAUCAGCUGAUGAGUGGGUUGGUGCUGUGGGCUUCGGAUUUUCUUUUUUUUUUUCCAUUCCAAAUGUGAAGAUAUUUAGCGAAAAUUUCCAGAAUGUCAAAUACAUAUAAGACAAUCAUAUAGUGUUUGCUUGUGUUGUGUUUUUCCCCAAUAACUGUAUGUGGACGUACACAAAACGUUAACCUAAAUGCAUUGCCAUUCGUACCUUACACCAGUUUGUAUACUUAUUGGUGAUAAAAUUCGCAUAGUUUCCGGACGAUAGGUUAUUCAACUGGACAGAAACUGUGCCACCACUACUCCAGAACCGAUGAAGGAUGGAAUAUGAAUACUCGGCAUUCAGGAGAGAUGCGGAUGCCCAUAACAGGUGCUGCGGAGGCUGGUUGUGGUGCAUCAAGGAUAUCUGUGGCGUCAUCUGCGCCGUCCUGACAUGGCUGCUGAUCCUGUAUGCGGAGUUCGUGGUGACGGUGGUGAUGCUGCUGCCGUGCCCGUACCCCGUGUACCGUUACGCCAACAUGGCCAUCUUCCAGACCUUUGCCCUGCUGGCCUUUGCCUCGCACCUGCGCGCCAUGUUCACCGACCCUGGGGCAGUGCCCAAGGGAAACGCGACCAAGGAGAUGAUCCAGCAGAUGGGGUUCCGAGAGGGACAGGUGAUAUUCAAGUGCCCCAAGUGCUGCAGCAUCAAGCCGGAGCGCGCUCACCAUUGCUCCGUGUGCCAGAGGUGCAUAAGGAAAAUGGACCACCAUUGUCCUUGGGUGAACAACUGUGUGGGUGAAAACAACCAAAAAUAUUUUGUGCUGUUCACGUUCUACAUCGCGGUGAUCUCGGUGCACUCGCUCAUCCUGUCGGUGAACCAGCUCAUCAUGUGCACCAACAGCGAGUGGAAGGACUGCUCUGCCUACUCCCCACCGGCCACCGUGGUGUUGCUGCUGUUCCUGGUGUUCGAGGGGCUGCUGUUCGCCACGUUCACCGUCGUCAUGCUGGGCACCCAGCUGCAGGCCAUCUGGAACGACGAGACGGGCAUUGAACAGCUCAAGAAGGAGGAGGCACGCUGGGCCAAGAAGUCGCGUUGGAAGAGCAUCCAGGCAGUGUUCGGGCGUUUCUCGCUGGCAUGGUUCUCCCCCUUCACGCGCCCCCCGCCCAAGACCAAGCUGGAGAGCUACCUGUACUCCGUGUGAGCGUGCAGCUGCCAUGUGCGAUCUGUUGUGGAUGCCCUGCGUGGGGCUGGCCAGGUUCUGCAGCAACGACGUUUCCUAUUCUUAGAGACGCCUGUAUUUUGCAACACUUUGACAUAAUGUUUCUCACAAAUUGUUUUAUUAUUGGCUAUGCAUAGUGAGAGGUUCUCUUCCACAUGUGACGGGGCAUUGAGGCUUACUACACUGCUGCCAUAACAGUAGUAAAACUUAAAAUGUUUUAAAAAACAUUUUGGCCCAAAAUGUUUUUGUAAAAUACAGGCGUGUCUACCUAUAUGCUGCAUGAAAAAUUCAGGAAUUGACAUAUUGUCUGUAUAUAAGGAUACAGCUUGUCAUUACCAGUUUGUUUAUUUAUUCUUAGUGAUGUUAAUAACUUCAUAUCAUUAUAUUUUCUGGCUAUGUCUUUUGGCAUCUGCUUGUCAUGAUGUGGGUAUGCCUUGCUGCCGAAUCAUUGAUUCCCUCCGACAUACUUUUAACGGGGGUUAUGGAAACCUACAGAUGCAUCUUAUAUUCAACAGUUUUUAAGCCGUGACAAUGAACUGCAGUUAAUUAUUGAAAAUUUGUCAAUGUUAAAUGAGAGUAUUUACUUUUAUGGAAUGUUGAUGUUGACAAUUACUACACGUGUAAAAAUAUUAUCACUUGUCAUGCUUUUACAGGCUCAAAAAUAAACCAAUGACAAAAUACUUUUCACCUUUUAAGGUAAACUUUUAAUAACAAAUGAUUAAAAAAAGAAAUUAUGACUUAAGCAACCAAGUUCUCUAUUAACGAAAUAAAAAAAUUUUUGUUCAA